Molecule: messenger RNA, 5431 nt
Organism: Callithrix jacchus (white-tufted-ear marmoset)
Lineage: Eukaryota; Metazoa; Chordata; Mammalia; Primates; Cebidae
Gene: ZBED4
Product: zinc finger BED-type containing 4
Molecular function (GO): DNA binding; protein dimerization activity
Source: RefSeq, a predicted model, not a curated record
CGCGCCGCAGCCGGUGACCGCGCCCCACUCUCACACUCAGGCCGAGAACACGCCUGAACCCGCGUCACCGAAGGGGGACCUCGCGGCCUGAUCAGCCUGCAGACUCCAGCUGGUCCGCUCAGAAACUCGCGUGAGGAAAAGCGCACGAUUCCCCCCACCCCGAGAGCGUCAGGCCGUGCGCCCCGCGCCCGCAGCCCCGGCCCCCGCCCGCCCUCCUCCCGCCGACCCGGCUCGGGGCUUAGGCGUUAAUUCCGCCCCGCGGGACCGGGCCGCGCGGGAGCCCUAAUCGCCUUAGGUUCAAGGGCUUAGGUCCCAGCCCGCGGGGCCCGACCGCGCCGCACCGAGCGGCCUCCGUGCCAGCUAGCGCACAAGGGCCACGUGUGUGCCUCAAGAUGACCAGGCAGAUGCUGUCCUCAAGAGCAGAAGCUGGCCCCCACUGCUCACAUGGCUGUCUACAGCACGAAGUAUUUAGUAGCUGGACUCCCGGAGAGCAGUGAUCUGUGCCCUAAGACAGUGAGUUACAGGAAUAUUUAUGAUUAGCCAUAUUUAUAGAAGCAUCCUGGAAGAUGGAAUUAUGAUGAGAAAGUGAAGAUAAUCUACAUUCAGGAGCAGAAAUGAGCACUUGGAUCCGUUAUUAACCUGAGAUACAUGGUGCAGCAGCGGGAGUAGUGAUGGUCAGUCAUGGAGGGUAACUCGCAAACUUGUCCCAGGGAGGACAGUGAUUUCGUUUCUGAUAAAAUAAAGUUUAAGAUAGAAGAGGAGGAUGAUGAUGGAAUUCCUCCCGACGGUUUGGAAAGAAUGGACUGUAAACGCGAGCAGGGCACGAAGCAGACUGACGGCAGUGGGGAGCGCAUGGGCCUGGACGGGCCGGGCUGUGGCUGCAAGCCCCUGGGGAAGUGCUUGUCUGCAGAGAGCGAGGACGACUAUGGCGCCCUGUUCUCCCAGUACAGCAGCACCCUCUACGACGUGGCCAUGGAGGCCGUGACCCAGAGCCUGCUUUCCAGCCGGAACAUGAGCUCCAGGAAGAAGUCUCCGGCCUGGAAGCAUUUUUUUAUCUCUCCCCGAGACAGCACUAAAGCAAUCUGCAUGUACUGUGUGAAGGAGUUCAGCAGAGGCAAAAACGAGAAAGACCUGAGCACCAGUUGUCUCAUGAGGCACGUGAGGCGCGCACACCCGACCGUGCUCAUUCAGGAAAACGGCAGCAUGUCCGCCGUGUCCUCCUUCCCCUCUCCCUCGCUCCUGCUUCCCCCGCAGCCUGCGGAUGCCGGCGACCUCAGCACCAUCCUCUCACCCCUCAAGCUUGUUCAGAAAGUGGCAUCUAAGAUCCCGUCCCCCGACCGAACCACAGAGGAGUCUGUGUCUGUAGUUUCUUCUGAAGAAAUCUCCUCCGACGUGUCCAUUUCGGAGAAGUGCAGCAGAGAAGAAGCACUGCUGGGGUCCUCUCCUCAUCUCCCUGCGCUCCAUUACGAUGAACCUGCAGAGAAUGCAUCAGAGAAGAGCCUUCCACUUCCGAAGAGCACAUCGGGGUCUAGGAGAAGGUCGGCUGUCUGGAAGCACUUCUACCUGUCACCACUGGACAGCUCCAAAGCCGUCUGCAUCCACUGCAUGAAUGAGUUCAGCCGGGGGAAGAACGGGAAGGACCUGGGCACCAGCUGCCUCAUCAGGCACAUGUGGAGGGCGCACCGAGCCAUCGUGCUACAGGAGAACGGGGGUGCGGGCAUCCCGCCGCUGUACUCCACCCCUCCCACCCUGCUGCCUGCCCUGCUGCCACCCGAGGGGGACCUCAGCUCUGUGUCCUCGUCUCCUGUCAAGCUGGUCAGAGAGUCCCCUUCGGCCUCCUCCUCCCCUGAUAGGCUGGCUGAGGACCUGCAGUCUCACUUGAACCCUGGAGAUACGCUGAUGGAAGAUGCAGCGGCAUUCUCGUCCUCCGACGACGUGGGGGAGGCCUCAGUGUCCUCUCCCGAGAAGCAGCAGGCUGACGGGUUGAGUCCUAGAUUGUUUGAAUCAGGUGCCAUCUUCCAGCAGAAUAAAAAGGUCAUGAAGAGGCUGAAGUCAGAAGUCUGGCAUCACUUCUCCCUGGCCCCCACGGACAGCCUCAAGGCUGUGUGUCGGUACUGCAGCUGCGUCAUCAGCCGGGGGAAGAAGGGCGACGUGGGCACCAGCUGCCUGAUGAGGCAUCUCUACAGGCGCCAUCCGGAAGUUGUUGGGAGUCAGAAGGGCUUUCUAGGUGCGAGUCUGGCAAAUUCUCCAUAUGCCACGUUGGCUUCUGCAGAAAGUUCUUCUUCCAGAUUGACUGACUUGCCGACAAUGGUCCCAAAAAGCAAUCAAGUCCUGUUUCCUGCUAACGGCAAGAAGACCUCAAAGCUGUGGAAUCAUUUUUCUAUUUGCUCCGCUGACUCCACAAAAGUCGUGUGCUUGCACUGUGGCCGGACCAUCAGCCGGGGGAAGAAGCCGACCAACCUGGGUACCAGCUGUCUCCUGAGACACUUACAGCGUUUCCAUAGCAACGUCCUGAAAGCCGACGCCUCAGAGACGGCUCGGGCCCCCUCUCCAGACAUCCGGGUGCCGCUGGGCACAGAACUGUCAGGUGCUUCCUCCUCUGAUUACACCAAUGAGAAGUUUUAUGAUUCUCACCCAGUUGCCAAAAAAAUCACCAGUCUCAUAGCUGAAAUGAUUGCACUGGACCUCCAGCCGUAUUCUUUUGUAGACAAUGUUGGCUUUAACAGGCUGCUCCAAUACUUGAAACCUCAGUACUCCCUCCCCUCCCCUUCCUACUUCUCCAGGACAGCUAUCCCAGGGAUGUAUGACAAUGUGAGACAGAUCAUCAUGUCCCACCUGAAGGAAGCUGAGAGUGGCGUGAUCCACUUCACGUCUGGAAUAUGGAUGAGCAACCAGACCCGGGAGUACCUGACCCUCACGGCCCACUGGGUCUCCUUCGAGUCGUCGGUCCGGCCGCGCUGUGAGGACCACCACUGCUCGGCGCUGCUGGACGUGUCCCAGGUGGACUGUGACUACAGUGGCAGCAGCAUCCAGAAGCAGCUGGAGUGCUGGUGGGAAGCCUGGGUGACCUCCACUGGCCUUCAGGUGGGCAUCACCGUCACCGACAACCCCAGCAUCGGGAAGACGCUGAGCGAGGGGGAGCACUCGAGCGUGCAGUGCUUCAGCCACACGGUGAACCUCAUCGUCAGCGAGGCCAUCAAGAGCCAGAGGAUGGUGCAGAACCUGCUGAGUAUCGCCCGCAAGAUCUGCGAGCGGGUGCACCGGUCGCCCAAAGCGAAGGAGAAGCUGGCAGAGCUGCAGAGGCAGUACGCACUGCCGCAGCACCACCUCCUCCAGGACGUCCCGUCCAAGUGGAGCACAUCCUUCCACAUGCUGGAGCGGCUCAUUGAGCAGAAAAGGGCCGUUAACGAGAUGUCUGUGGAGUGCAACUUCCGAGAGCUGAUCAGCUGCGACCAGUGGGAGGUCAUGCAGUCCGUGUGCCGUGCGCUGAAGCCCUUCGAGGCUGCCAGCAGGGAGAUGAGCACGCAGAUGUCCACCCUCAGCCAGGUCAUCCCCAUGGUGCACAUCCUCAACCGGAAGGUGGAGAUGCUCUUCCAGGAGACCAUGGGCAUUGACACCAUGCUGCGCGCUCUUAAGGAGGCCAUGGUGAGCCGCCUGUCCGCUACCCUCCACGACCCGCGGUACGUCUUCGCCACGCUGCUGGACCCUCGCUACAAGGCCUCCCUGUUCACGGAGGAGGAGGUGGAGCAGUACAAGCAGGAUCUAAUCAGGGAACUUGAACUCAUGAAUUCUACCUCAGAGGACGCGGCUGCCUCCCACGGGUGUGAUGCUGGCUCCCCGUCGCAAGACUCUGCCGCAGAGGAGAACCUGUGGUCACUGGUGGCCAAGGUAAAGAGAGACCCGAGAGGAACGCUGCCUGAAGACAUGGUGCUCGCGUAUCUGGAGGAGGAAGUGCUUGAACACAGCUGUGACCCGCUCACCUACUGGAACCUGAAGAAGGCGUCCUGGCCAGGGCUGUCCUCGCUGGCCGUCAGAUUCCUGGGCUGCCCCCCAAGCAUUGUCCCUUCGGAAAAGCUGUUCAGCACGCCCACGGAGCACGGUAGCCUUGGCCAAUCCAGGCUCAUGAUGGAACAUUUUGAAAAACUUAUCUUUUUAAAAGUGAAUCUCCCCUUAAUAUACUUUCAGUAUUGAAACCCACGACGGCACCUCCAGGCCAGAGGCGUGGCUGCCCCAGCAUGAGCAGCCUGCACCGGGGCUGCUGAUCGCUCUGCCCAGGCCCUCUCAGGACCGCCCUCCAGCUCACCAGUGUCUCCACGUGCCUUACCCCUCCUCCUUCAGGCCAGGUUUCGUGGUGUGUUUUUUAAGACAUCCACUAGAAAUAGGUUGUCCUGUCAACUAUGAAACAUGACGACUAGAUUUUAAUUCAUAACUGUAAAGUUUUUUAAAGUUUUGGGUUAGUAAUUUGUUUUACUAGAAUGACAAGAUGUAAACAGUUUUAUCCUGUAGGCUUUUUACUCAAUUGUGUACAAACCACAAAUCAGGUACUGUAUUUUAGUUAAGCAUUGCUUUAAUUGCGGCAGAAUAGCUUUUGUGGCUAUGAAAAUCUGUAAAUAGGAGGUGGAGGUCAAGCCAUCCUGACUGAGCAGUUUCUAACUGCAGGUUCUAAAGUAUAUCGCGGAGUACAGAUAAUAUUCUGGAAGGUAACUGUUUACUCUACGACAGAGACGUGGCAUUUGGAAACGGAACUUAGAUGUUUCAUGGAGUUUAUUUUGAGAACGUUCCCGUUUCAAGUUUCUGCAUUCAGGCUUUACAUGGUCAUUUAACUCAGAGAUACCCCGACUGUCUCUCAUCAGCUCCUCUGAAACGUGAUCCGUCUGUAACUGUGCUCAUCACCUCACCAGUGCGUUCAAUGACACGCUGACGGCAGGUGUCCCUGCUGAGACCCCCACGCCUCUGCUUCAGCAUCUCCACGCUCUGAAGUUGUCUUUCAAAAUGUGUGCACUGACCCCUUGUUUGAUGAAAUUUGUGUAAAAUUUUUUUAGAAGAGAUGGCUUAUUAACAGGGAAGAAGCUUGUUAUGUUACAGUUGUAAGAAUAGCCUUAGGUGUUAGAUUUUUUUUUUUUUUUUAAUGAUAGGGAAGAUUCAGCCAUCGCUGGGAUAUUUUAGAAUCCCAAGGACAUCAGAAUGAAGUAUCAGUUAUCAGAUUCUUUUAACAAUUAUGUCUUCAGAGGAAAAAGAUUCAUUUUCUCGUUUUAAGCCAGUUAAAUGCUCUGGGUUAGACAAAUCACUCGUUUGCCUACAGCCUUUUAGUAAAGUUGUUUUGCUGAAAUACUGUACCUCCGCUUAAUCUCAAUUUGCAUCCACUAUGUUUUAGUGUAUUUAUAAAUGGUGAACUCAGUUUCUGAAAUUAAACUUUUUAUUUGCAAUUUUC